GACAAAAAGGGAUUUAAAUAGAGAGAAGAGAAAUUUUUGAUUAUUCUUAAUUUUUGUUGUUUUUGAUUAUUUGAAAUUUUCUUCCUCAUUCUUCGUUUAUUAAUUUUGGGGAUCGAUGUCGGAGAAGGAAGAACUUCCGUCGACAUCGAAGUCCACUGGAGUGACCACCGCGACUAGUGAUUAUUAUCAGAGAGUUGGAAGUUCUGGUGAAGGGACUACUAGUAGCUCGAGUAGUGAUGUUGACCCGAGAUUCAAGCAAAAUAGCCCCACCGGUUUGAUGAUUUCUCAAUCGCCGUCGAUGUCCACCGUACCGCCUGGAAUUGAUAGGCCUCUAACCAUUGAUUGGGGAGGAAAUAUGGGAGGGCUAACAACAGGUUCCUUGAAGUAUCUCAAAUCUGUGAAAGACAAGUUUCAAGACAAUAAAGAGAAAUAUGACACUUUCCUUGAAGUCAUGAAGGACUAUAAUGAUCUGGACCGAGGUGACAUUAAUGGCAUUAUAGCAAGAGUAAAAGAUUUGUUCGAGGGCCAUGACGACUUACUUUUGGGUUUUAAUACCUUCUUGCCAAGGUGGUUACAAAUAACCCUUCCGUCCAAGGAUGAGAACCUUAUUGAAUUUCUUGACAAGGUCGAGGGACCAUAUGGAAACACAUAUCAGCAAGCUCAAGCAGUUCAAGCCAAUACCAAUAUGAAACCUCAAAGCGAGUACCCUCCUUCCUCUGCGGUUCAAUCAUUUCCAUUGGGUCAACCUCAGAUCCCCACCUCAGCUCCGGAUUCUUCACUUCUAGCUCAUAGUAGUACCUCAGGUAUAACUAUCACCGAGAACAGGUCACAACAGCCUCUAAAUGUUGACAAACCAGUUGAUGAUGGCUAUUACUGGCGAAAGUAUGGGCAAAAGAAAGUUAAAGGCAACAUGCGUCCUCGAAGCUAUUAUAAGUGCACAAAUCGAAAAUGCCCUGCCAAGAAGGUUGAGAGAUCUUUUGAUGGAAAAGUAACAGAAAUCGUCUACAAAGGUGGACACAAUCACAAACCUCCUAACCGAGGAAAAAAAGGAAGCACCACAAAUAUAAGUGGGAGUUUGAUACAUAACAAUCGCGGGAGUUCUGAUUUCGCAGCAUCACAGUUUAGCUCCAACAGAACUGAGAGAGAGCAACAAGAAGCUGCAAGUCUAGUUACGACAAUAGAGCACAUGUCUGAGGCAAGUGACAGUGAAGAAGUCAAUAGUGGAACUGGUGAAGAUGAGCCUGAACCUGAGAGAGAUCAUCGAAUGCGUAGAAUUACAGAAGUUAAGGUUUCGGAACCAGCUGCUGCUACUUCACAUAGAACCGUAAGAGAGUCAAGAGUUUCUUUCCAAAUGACGAGUGAAGUUGAUCUUUUAGAUGAUGGAUAUAGGUGGCGCGAAUAUGAUGACAAAUUUGUCAAAGGGAAUCCUUAUUCGAGGAGGUAUUUCAAGUGCACAACACAGGGAUGUGGAGCGAGAAAAUAUGUACAGACAUCAGCAACAGAUCCAAAAGCUGUAGUGACAACAUAUGAAUGGAAACAUAACCAUGAUCUUCCAGAAGAUAAAUCAAGCAGCCAUGAUAGUGUCAUCGCAGAAAAUAGUGCGAAUCUUGUAAGUUUUCCACCAAUAUCCUCAAAGAAUCUGCAAGAAGCUGAAUUAAGCAUUGGCUUCCCAAGGUCUCAGAGCUUGUCUGUAGAUGAAGCAUUUACUGAUACAAGUGAUUUCUUUGGGCCUCUAAGCAAAUGUGUUACAUUUUCCGCCUCUAAAGAUUAUGAUGUCGUAAUCAGAUACGAACGAGGAGAUAUAAGAAAUGAUGAUUUCAUUAGCCAUCUUUGUGCUUCCCUCUGCCGGAGAGGGAUUUCUGUCUAUGAAGAAUUUGAUGAAGUGGAUGGAGUUCCAGAAUGUAGGGUUUUGAUCAUACUAUUAACAAGCACAUAUGUCCCUUCGAACCUCUUAAACAUUCUUGAACACCAACAUACAGAGGAUCGGGUGGUUUAUCCGAUCUUUUACAGACUAUCACCAUAUGAUUUUGUCUGUAACAGCAAGAAUUAUGAGAGAUUUUUUCUCCAAGACGAGCCAAAAAAGUGGCAGGCUGCUUUGAAGAAAAUAACUCAGAUGCCUGGCUAUACAUUGACAGAUAAGUCUGAAUCUGAACUUAUUGAAGAGAUUGUAAGAGAUGCUUUGAAGGUGCUAUGUUCUGCUGAUAAGGUGAACAUGAUUGGGAUGGAUAUGCAAGUAGAGGAGAUUUUGUCACUGCUAUGCAUUGAAUCCCUCGAUGUUCGCAGCAUUGGUAUAUGGGGAACGGUUGGUAUAGGAAAAACAACCAUUGCUGAAGAGAUCUUUCGCAGAAUCUCUGUCCAAUAUGAGACUUGUGUCUUCCUUAAGGACCUCCACAAAGAAGUUGAAGUAAAAGGUCACGAUGCUGUGAGAGAGGAUUUUUUGUCUAGAGUUUUAGAGGUAGAACCUCAUGUUAUUCGGAUAUCUGACAUUAAAAGUAGUUUCUUGAGGAGUCGGCUUCAGCGUAAAAGGAUCCUCGUUAUUCUUGACGAUGUGAAUGAUUACAGAGAUGUGGAAACCUUUUUGGGGAAGCUUAACUAUUUUGGUCCAGGAAGCAGACUAAUCAUGACCUCUAGAAAUAGACGUGUUUUCGUACUAUGUAAAAUCGAUCGUGUCUAUGAGGUCAAGCCAUUAGAUAUUCCUAAGUCUCUACGACUUCUCGAUUCGGGGAUAUUUAAGAUGAUUUUUUCACCUGAGGUUUACAAGACAUUGUCACUUGAGCUGGUCAAAUUUUCAAAUGGAAAUCCCCAGGUUCUUCAGUUCUUGUGCAGUUUUGAUAGAGAAUGGCAUAGUUUAUCAGAAGAAGUUAAGACAAAAUCUCCCAUUUACAUUCGAGGUAUAUUUGAAAGGAGCUGUUGUGGGCUUGAUGACAACGAGAGGUGUAUAUUUUUGGACAUUGCAUGUUUCUUUAAUAGGAUGGAUAAAGACAAUGUUGCAAUGUUGCUGGAUGGUUGUGGUUUCUCUGCACAUGUCGGAUUUAGAGGCCUUGUUGACAAAUCACUGUUAACAAUAUCACAACACAACUUGGUGGACAUGCUCAGUUUUAUCCAGGCAACUGGUCGAGAAAUUGUUCGCCAAGAAUCAGCUGACAGACCAGGAGACCGCAGCAGGUUGUGGAAUGCCGAAGAUAUCAGGGAUGCAUUCAUAAAUGACACUGGCACAUCAGCUAUUGAGGGCAUUUUCCUAGACAUGUCGAAGCAGACAUUUGAUGCAAAUCCCAAUGUAUUCGAGAAAAUGUGUAACCUUAGACUGUUAAAACUGUAUUGCUCCAAAGUGGAAGAGAAGCACGGAGUAUAUUUUCCUCAAGGUCUUGAAUAUUUGCCAAGAAAGCUAAGGCUUCUUCAUUGGGAAUUUUAUCCUUUAAGCUCCUUGCCAGAAAGUUUUAAUCCAGAGAAUCUUGUAGAGCUUAACUUACCAAGUAGCUGUGCAAGGAAACUUUGGAAAGGAAAAAAGGCAAGGUUUUUGUGUCUAGGGAACCUUAAAAAGAUGAAACUUAGCUACUCCUACCAGUUAACAAAAAUCCCACGACUUUCAAGUGCGCCGAAUCUUGAGCAUAUUGAUCUUGAAGGUUGUAACAGCUUGUUGAGCAUUAGCCAGUCCGUUUCUUAUCUCAAAAAGCUUGUUUUUCUAAAUUUAAAGGGCUGCUCGAAGCUGGAGAGUAUUCCAUCUACCGUUGCUUUAGAAUCUCUUGUGGUUCUGAAUCUUUCUGGCUGCUCAAAGCUAGAGAAUUUCCCGGAGAUCUCACCAAAUGUGAAAGAACUGUACAUGGGUGGGACUAUGAUACAAGAAAUCCCGUCUUCGAUUAAGAAUCUGGUAUUGCUUGAAAAGCUGGACCUGGAAAACAGCAGACACCUUAAGAAUAUUCCAACAAGCAUCUGCAAGUUGAAGCAUCUUGAAACUCUGAAUCUGUCAGGCUGCACAAGCCUGGAGCAGUUUCCGGACUUGUCGAGAAGGAUGAAAUGUUUAAGGUUUCUGGAUUUAAGCAGGACAGCCGUUAGAGAGCUACCCUCCUCCAUUUCGUAUCUUACUGCUCUUGAAGAACUGAGAUUUGUAGACUGCAAGAACCUCGUAAGAUUGCCUGAUAACGCGUGGACCCUAAGGUUCAAGGUUGAAUUUCGCCAAAUUGACACAGAGAAGUUUUCAAGACUAUGGAAUAGAUUUGGAUGGCUCAAAAAAAUGUACCAUAAGAAGGUUUCUUCUAUAAUGGAAACAUUAAAGCAAGCCAACUCUUUUAUUCCUCAUGCAAUUCUCUUAAGUACAAUCUUAGCUCUUCUCUAUCCACCUUCUUUCACAUGGUUCAAGCCAAGGUACUUUGUGCCUGGUCUAGGGUUCAUGAUGUUUGCAGUUGGAAUCAACUCUAAUGAAAGAGACUUUCUCGAAGCACUUAAAAGACCAGAUGCUAUUUUUGCCGGUUACAUCGGACAAUACUUGAUAAAACCUCUCUUAGGUUACAUUUUCGGCGUAAUUGCUGUCUCUGUUUUCAAUCUACCUACUUCUAUAGGUGCUGGAAUUAUGUUGGUCUCAUGUGUUAGUGGAGCUCAGCUAUCAAAUUACACAACUUUCUUGACUGAUCCUUCACUCGCGCCACUUAGCAUCGUCAUGACAUCUGUCUCAACUGCUACGGCGGUCCUCGUUACACCCAUGCUUUCACUCUUACUCAUCGGUAAAAAGCUUCCCGUUGAUGUGUUUGGGAUGAUCUCUAGCAUUCUCCAAGUCGUGGUUACACCUAUUGCCGCAGGACUACUUCUAAACCGGUUAUUUCCAAGGUUGUCUAAUGCAAUCAAACCAUUUCUCCCGGCGUUAACAGUUAUCGAUAUGGGUUGUUGCAUAGGAGCACCCCUUGCUUUGAACAUAGAUUCAAUCUUGUCUCCGUUUGGUGCAACCAUCUUGUUCCUCGUCAUCACGUUUCAUCUCUUGGCUUUCGUCGCUGGUUACUUUUUCACUGGUUUCUUCUUCAGCAAAGCACCUGAUGUAAAAGCUCUACAAAGAACAAUUUCCUACGAAACCGGAAUGCAAAGUAGUCUUCUCGCUUUGGCCCUCGCGACAAAGUUCUUUCAAGAUCCUCUCGUUGGAGUUCCACCAGCAAUCUCCACAGUAGUUAUGUCUCUCAUGGGUGUCUCGCUUGUUACCAUAUGGAAAAAGAGAAAGGAGUAGUGAGUCUAGUGACAUGAACCCUAAUUAGGGAUUUUGCGGAAUCUUCUGUUGUUUAUGGUCGGCUGUUCUAAUUGUUUUUGUAAUGGUCGUGUUUCUGUAAUAAUGUAGUUAUGGUUUCUUAUAAAAGAACCAAGAGUUU
Molecule: messenger RNA, 5348 nt
Organism: Arabidopsis arenosa
Lineage: Eukaryota; Viridiplantae; Streptophyta; Magnoliopsida; Brassicales; Brassicaceae
Source: the annotation of a GenBank genome assembly